UUUGGUUCCCUAACGCCAAUAUUUACUCUAGCGUCAAGAACAUUGUUUUGUUACCAUUCAAGAUGCCCAAGUCAUUCUUGAUCAAGAAAUCAACUGGAAUAACGUCCCAUCUCAGCAGGGGAGCAGAAGUUAAAACUAAUCAAACACAAGAAAAAAAUCCCCGCCCUGAGGAAAAUGAGUCAAUCCAGCCAUCUGCCAUGGAUACCCCAAGAUGGGACGGUUGGGAACCACUGGAUAUGUCCGAAUACGAAACAAGCGUGGAAUCAGUUCAUAACGUUGUAAAAGAAUUUCAGAAUCAAAUGUCCCGGUUUCCGGGAACUCCGAUUCUUUUUCCAUCAUCAGAAGAUUCUACCUCUAUCGCUUCAUUCCUGGGGCAACCAUUUCAAUCUCCCUCGCGCGAUUCAACCCCUGUCUCUGAAGAAGCAGCUAAGUCGGACAAGGAAAAGCCAUUCCAGUGUAACUACUGUGUGAUGUCCUUCACUCGCCCUAGUGAUCUCCAGCGCCAUCUUCUCAUUCAUAACAACAAUAAGCCAUAUAAAUGUGAGGAGUGUGACCGCGAGUUUACGUGGUUUGGCAACUUUCAAAAGCACGUGCUUUCGCAUAUGGGGGGUACUACCAGAGCGCCAGGGACUUUGCCCUUCUCAGCAAUGUUCACUUUCCUGGCACGUGAACAAGUCAAAGAUCUUUUCAUUAAAGAUGGUGAAAAGUACAAGUGCCGUCUAUGCGCCAAGGAUUUCACCCGACUCAGUGGCUUAAAAACGCAUAUUCGCAUGCACACAGGAGAGAGGCCUUAUGUCUGUGAGGUCUGCUCAUUUGCAUUUACUACGUCACGUGCCCUGAAGAUGCACGUGCGCCUACAUACUGGGGAGAAACCUUACAAGUGCGAGGAGUGCGGGCGCGCUUUCACAAGGAGGGACGAGAUGCAUACCCACAUGUAUAUACACAAAGGAGAGAAGCCAUUCAAGUGCGACAUCUGUUCGGCCUCAUUCAUUCGCUACGGUCAUCUACAACGCCAUCUCCUCAUUCAUAGCGAUGACAAACCAUACAAGUGUAAAGUGUGUCCCAAGUCCUUCACUCAGUACCGCAACCUACAGACUCACAUGUACAAACAUACCGGGGAGAGGCCUUACAGGUGCAGGUACUGCCCUAAGGGAUUCACCCAGUAUGGCACCCUCCAAGCACACGAGCGAACACACACCGGAGAGAAACCCUUCCAAUGCCAAUUCUGCGAAAAGGCUUUCAUUACAUCAUCACACCUUAGAUGGCACAUAAAGACACAACACAAUGCCAAAAAAGACUAGAUAAUCAUUUGAAUGACCAUAUAAGAACUAGCUUAGGCAGUAAAACACGCUUUUGGUGCAAAAUGCUGUAAUAAAUAGCUUCUAGUCAGGUUGCACAGUUUCUUAAGACAAAUAUAAAAUGGUUUGAAAAUUAAUUUUUGGGUAAAUAUAAGGCUAUCACUUGCAAAACAAGAGCGUACAUAUUGUGAGCACAAUUCAAGUCCACGGGGUAUUUGUAUAUACAGAAAAAGGCUCAUAUAAGGUGAGUCUGACUUUCACAACAUGUAGAAAUUUGCUGAAUAUGUCUUUUCUUUGUUCGUCUGAAUCGAUUUUAAGAGUCAAUUUUUUUUUCGUAGUUUCAAGUGAUGUAACAAGUAGAAUUUAGAGGGGAAAUUAGGAAAUUUAUCAGGAAGACAUAGUUUUACAUGCACACAGCUGAUUAGGGAAAGCCAACUUUGAACUUUGCUUUACAGCGAGCUCGUGCGCGAUUAUGCCGUUGAGGCGAGUUGACAUUGUCAACUGAUUAUGUAAAUAUUUCAUUUUUUCCAUUACAUCAGCCAAUAAACAGUUUGAGUUACUACAGAAUAUCAGUAUGGUCCUGUCUAGGCCAUGUACUCAAUUCCGCCAAAAGGGAUAGGUAUUAAACUAUUGAACCGAAAA
Pocillopora damicornis (cauliflower coral) is the source of this 1940-nucleotide messenger RNA. RefSeq lists its product as uncharacterized. The record is from RefSeq and is a predicted model, not a curated record. Gene Ontology annotation, biological process: regulation of gene expression. Gene Ontology annotation, cellular component: nucleus. NCBI's taxonomy places the organism in Eukaryota, Metazoa, Cnidaria, Anthozoa, Scleractinia, Pocilloporidae.